This is a messenger RNA of Dujonia railenensis, 897 nucleotides long. NCBI's taxonomy places the organism in Eukaryota, Fungi, Ascomycota, Pichiomycetes, Serinales, Debaryomycetaceae. The record is from the annotation of a GenBank genome assembly.
AUGUCACUUGAAACAGAUAAGGAGCGAGUCACAUGCCUUCUUUUAAUAAAUACUCAGCUCAUGAAGAAAGCUAUCAACAUUUAUACAAAUCUCCUAACAAAUAAGCAGAUACUACUGCAAAUACCACCUCAAAAUAAGCAGACUAUAAUGGAGCUGUAUCAAAAUUGCACUAGAAGAAUUCAUUGCAACUUAUCCGUAUUAACGUAUAUCAACGAAAAAUAUAAUUCAGAUGGUUCACAAGGUGCGAAUAGCGUGCAACAAGGAAGACCACAGUUUCCAUUUAUAAUGUCCGCACCACCUGAUAUGCCGGAACUAAACCAGUUGUAUUCAAAACUUCAAGAGCUAUACCCCGAAGCCCUUCAAUUCUUGAAGAUGAAGAUUCAACAAUUGAAAAAGAGCCAGGGCCAACAGGGCCAACAAGGACUGCCAUUGAAUAGUGGACUUGGGGCUCCAAAUCCUGCAAUUGGUGUUGCUUCACAAGGACCUGGUGGAGCUAUGCCUCCUUCAAUGACUGGAGCUGGACUCGGAGGAGUAGGCGGUCUUAUAAAUCAGAGUCCUGCUACCCAGCAAUUCCCUCCACAUCAAAUCUCUCAUACUCCACAUCACCAACAACAAUUUAUGGUGAAUUCGCCAGCACCUUCUAAUGUUUCUGGCGAUGCAUCAGCAUUCAAGUCGAAUAACGACUUCAAUGGUGGUGGUGGUGGUGGAUUUUCAGGUGGAAAUAGCUCCAUUUACGAUCCUAGUAUGCUCAUGCAACAACAACAGCAGCAACAACAACAACAACAAUAUCAACAGCAACAAAAAUCUAGUAUUUCUCCUCAGCUGAUCUUGCAAAUGAACCAGGGCAAUGGAAAUGGAGGCAAUGGCAAUUCCAAUGGAAUGUUAGAUUUAUUUUAA